Messenger RNA from Apus apus (common swift), 5625 nucleotides. It is a transcript of the gene MTMR4, whose product is annotated as myotubularin related protein 4. NCBI's taxonomy places the organism in Eukaryota, Metazoa, Chordata, Aves, Apodiformes, Apodidae. The transcript is spliced from 19 exons. The record is from RefSeq and is a predicted model, not a curated record. Gene Ontology annotation, biological process: regulation of autophagy; dephosphorylation. Gene Ontology annotation, molecular function: protein phosphatase binding; phosphatidylinositol-3,5-bisphosphate 3-phosphatase activity; metal ion binding. The coding region runs from base 166 to 3588 and encodes 1140 amino acids.
CCUGACCAGUUCUUCAUUGCAAAAUGAAAUUGUGGAGUUGUUCUCUCUGGCAGAACGUGCUUGGACAUGGUAUUGCUUGUGAGUGACAGCUUUAUGCAGGUGAGACAAGUGGAAGAACAGACUGAGCUGUGAUUGAACCAGGAGAUUUUUGGACGGUGUCUGAGGAUGGGUGAGGAAGGCCCGCCCAGUUUGGAGUAUAUCCAGGCCAAGGACUUGUUCCCCCCGAAAGAGCUUGUAAAGGAGGAAGAGUCGCUGCAGGUCCCAUUCAGUGUGUUGCAGGGCGAGGGGGUGGAGUAUCUUGGCCAUGCAAGUGAUGCUGUGAUUGCCAUCUCCAACUACCGGCUUCAUAUCAAGUUCAAGGAUUCUGUGAUCAAUGUGCCUUUGAGGAUGAUGGAAAGUGUGGAGUGUCGGGAUAUGUUCCAGCUUCACAUCAUCUGCAAGGACUCCAAAGUGAUCAGGUGCCAUUUUUCCACCUUUAAGCAGUGCCAGGAAUGGCUGAAGAGGCUGACUCGAGCCAUUGCCCGACCUGCUAAGCCUGAGGACCUCUUUGCAUUUGCCUACCAUGCGUGGUGCUUGGGAGUCUGUGUUGAUGAAGAGGAUCAACAUGCACAUCUCUGCCGUCCAGGAGACCAUGUGAAAUACCGGUUUGAGAUGGAGCUGCUGAGGAUGGGCUUUGACUUGCAGAAUGUCUGGCGCGUCUCUGACAUCAACAACAAUUACAAGCUUUGUUCCAGUUAUCCCCAGAAGCUGCUGGUCCCCGUCUGGAUCACCGAUAAGGAGCUGGAGAACGUUGCUUCAUUUAGAUCAUGGAAAAGGAUCCCUGUGGUGGUGUACAGACACGUGCGCAAUGGGGCAGUGAUUGCGCGCUGCAGCCAGCCAGAAAUCAGCUGGUGGGGCUGGCGAAAUGCUGACGAUGAGUAUCUUGUGACAUCUAUUGCCAAAGCCUGUGCUCUGAACCCUGGGGGGAAGGCACCUGCAGGGGCGCCCCAUGCCGGGAGCAGCGACAGCAGCGAGGCCGACUUCGACUCGUCCCUGACUGCAUGUUCAGGUGUGGAGAAUGCAGGAACUCCUCAGAAGCUGCUGAUUCUUGACGCUCGGUCCUACACUGCGGCGGUGGCCAACAGAGCCAAGGGAGGCGGCUGCGAAUGUGAAGAGUAUUACCCAAACUGUGAAGUUGUCUUCAUGGGCAUGGCCAACAUCCACUCUAUCCGGAACAGCUUCCAGUAUCUGCGUGCCGUCUGCAGCCAGGUGCCAGACCCCAGCAACUGGCUUUCAGCCCUGGAGAGUACCAAGUGGCUGCAGCACCUUUCUGUCAUGCUGAAGGCAGCAGUGCUGGUCUCCAGUGCAGUUGACAGAGACGGGCGUCCGGUGCUGGUUCAUUGCUCAGACGGCUGGGACAGGACUCCGCAGAUUGUAGCCCUGGCAAAGAUUCUUCUGGACCCUUACUACAGGACCAUGGAGGGCUUCCAGGUGCUUGUUGAAUCAGAUUGGCUGGAUUUUGGUCACAAGUUUGGUGAUCGCUGUGGUCACCAGGAGAAGGCUGAAGAUCAGAACGAGCAGUGCCCAGUUUUUCUGCAGUGGCUGGAUGCUGUUCAUCAGCUUCUGAAGCAAUUUCCUUGCCUCUUUGAAUUUAACGAAGCUUUUUUGGUGAAGCUGGUGCAGCACACAUACUCCUGCCUCUACGGGACCUUCCUUGGCAACAGCCCCUGCGAGCGAGAGAUGCACAACAUCUACAAGCGGACCUGCUCUGUGUGGUCCCUCCUGCGGGCUGGCAACAAGAACUUCCACAAUCUUCUCUAUAUGCCGGGGUCUGAGCAGGUGCUGCACCCAGUGUGCCAUGUGCGAGCACUGCACGUGUGGGCAGCUGUGUAUCUCCCAGCUUCCUCACCACAUCCUCUGGGACAGGAUGACAUGGACAUUUACCCACCCCACGCAUCUCAGAGUCAGGAGUUCAGUGGCAGAUGUUUGGACAGAUUACCAAAGACAAGAUCUAUGGAUGACCUGCUCUCAGCCUGUGACUCCAGCAGCCCACUGACCCGCACAUCCAGUGAUCCCAACCUGAAUAACCACUGUCAGGAGGUCCGGGUAGGCCUGGAAGCUUGGCACACCACCCCUGAGGGGACUGAGGUGCACUUGGGCGAAGGCAGUGUGGUGGCUGCAGGAGAGACGUGGCAGGUGGAGGAGCAGGAGGCAAAUGCUCCCCUGCAAGCCAGCAGUGCUUGUCCCAGGCCUGCUGAGCACAGCAAGCAACCGAGCAAUGGAGCUUCUGUGUCAGCAUGCAGUGUGUCCAUGGAGGCAGAAAAGGGAAGUAGAACAUACACGGAGGAACUGGGUGGCAUGUGUCCAGCUCCAAAUGCCUCUGGACAGGAAAAUGUUGACAGGGUUUCCACUAGUUCUGGAAAGGAGUUAGAAACCUGUCCCCAGGAACCUUUGAAGACUACUGGUGUGGUGACCAAUGGAGGAGGCUGCCCCAAGAGAAACACCACCUGCCAUGAUACUCCCAGCCAGGAGUCCCUGGCACCAAGUGCCCCUUGUCAGGACAUCCUGGGCCAUUCCCCAGGCAUCCCCUCCUCAGAUGAAGACACCAGUAAAGGUGAAGCGGGGAGUGUUUCCUGUGAGGAGCCAGGCCAGCCGGGCAGAGCCCCACUGGAGCAGUGGUGCAAACCCAUUUCCCAGAGCCAAAGCAGCGAGUUCUCCUUCCUGGGCUCCAACUGGGACAGUUUUCAAGGAAUGGUGACAUCACUCCCCGGUGGGGAGCCUGCAGCCAGGCACUUCCUCUCCUAUGGCUGCUGUAGCAAGAGAUCGAGCAGCAAAUCUUUACGGGCACCAGGCCUGUGCCUCAGUGGACAGUGUUCUGCCAGGGAAGCUGCAAAGGGCUCCGCCUGCCCCGGCCAGGGGGGCACGCACUCCGCAGGACCCGCGGGGAAGCCCAGCUGCUCCUGGCUGCCCUGCCACCCGAAGCAAGCAGCCGCUCCCCCCAAGCACAUGCUACCAAAAUGUCCUUCCCCUGUGCCUCCUCUCUACCUGGACGAUGACGGGCUCCCCUUCCCCACGGAUGUGGUUCAGCUCAGGCUGCGGCAGAUCGAGGCCAGCUACAAGCAGGAGGUGGAGCAGCUGCGCCGGCAGGUGCGGGACCUGCAGCUGCGGCUGGACAUCCGCCACUUCUGUGCUCCUCCAGCCGAGCCCCCCAUGGACUACGAGGAUGACUUUACAUGUUUGAAGGAAUCAGACAGCAGCGACACUGAGGAUUUCUGUUCUGAUCAUAGUGAAGACUGCUUGUCAGAAGCGAGCUGGGAGCCUGUAGAUAAGAAGGAAACUGAGGUCACACGGUGGGUUCCAGACCACAUGGCUUCGCACUGUUUUAACUGUGACUGUGAAUUCUGGCUGGCCAAACGGAGGCAUCACUGCAGGAACUGUGGGAACGUUUUUUGUGCUGGUUGCUGCCAUCUGAAGUUGCCUAUCCCUGAUCAGCAGCUGUAUGACCCUGUCCUCGUUUGUAACUUCUGUUAUGACCACAUCCAAGUGUCUCGUGCCAGGGAGCUCAUGAGCCAGCAUCUGAAGAAGCCCAUUGCCACAGCUUCCAGCUGAAUGCCAGACAAGGGACCUGUCUAAGCCCAGCCUUUUCUCUCAUGGGUUUGAACAGUGACUCUGCCUCCAGUGUCAUUGUGAAGGCCAUUGGUGCAACACUUGAACACCAAGCUUGAAUGCACUGUCUUCAGCAGUCUUACUGUCAGUCUGGAGCAGAGGAGCUGAGAUUGGAGAGUUUGGUGUGUUCCCCCUGCUCUGGUACUGGCAGGCCCAUACAUUGUAGUCUGACAACCUAGGGCUAAAGAGGGGGUUACAACCUCUUUUGUGGGCUGGAAAGCAACAUUUUUGCAGAUACUGCCUGUGCAAAGGACCCCCAAAGCAAUAGAAAGACAUGUUUAGAACCAACCCCCCUACAAAGGCAGGCUGCUCUAGAAGGAAGAGGGCAGCUCCAGGUGGUACCAUGUGCUCUGGAAGGGCCUCAGCCUGGAGCAAUUCUGUAGAUUCUCUUUCCAUGAGUGUGAUUUGUGAUCAGUUUGGUGAACAAGACUCAUUAACCAUCACUAAUUGAUUUUCUCUUGAGUGUCAGAGAGAAAUUCAUCUGGCUGAGAAUGAGCUGACCAGAUUUUGCCUGUUUUCAUGCUCAGCUGGGAUUGGUGAGCACGCUUGACUCCCAGUACUGUGGGGAGAUGGGAGAUCAGCUUUUUCACUUCUGCUCUGCCCAUCUGCUUUGUCUGCAAUAGUGUCAUGGCCUGGUGCUAACACAGGAAUGGCACCCUGAUCCUCUCCUGGCAUGGAAACAGAACUUGUGUUCCUGUGUUGCUCCUCCUCCCCUUCCCUGCCCUCAACUCUCCACUUCCUACUGCUCUUUAUCCUGAAAACUUGAUACCUUGAGGGCAUAGGCCAUAAUGUGUUGUUUUACCUCCUGGAAUGUGCUGUCUGGUGUACGUGAGGGUUUCAGUCCAAAUGCUGCUAUAUAUUUCUGUGCACUUAAUGUAACCCGAAGAAGGGAGAAUGAAGCAUUGAUACCAAAAUGGGGGUGGGGAAGGACAUGGGCUGACACAGACACUCUGGUCUGUUCUUUUCACUUGAGGACUUGAGGAUGUACAGCCAAGCUACAGCAACAAACAUGACGUGUGGCAUUUGUUCAGUGGUGGAAACAAGCUCUCUGACUUGCCCCAGUGCUACCUAAAAUGCCUCUUGAAUUUUAAUUCCUUUUCUUUCUCCUGUACAGUGGUCAAAGUUCAGAGUUGCCAACUUGUAAUUGCCUCUCUACUUCUUUACACUACAGAGUGGGAAUCCCAAUGCGUUCUAAGGAAAAGGAUUUAGAGAGAAAAGGAGCUUCAGGUGGGCUUUUAAUUCCUAGAUCCCUUUGGGAAUAUCCAUCCUGCCUCCUUUCUAAGGAAUCUGUGCACAUUAGUGAGGAAGAAGAAUCUGAACAUGGGACAUUUCCUUGCAGAAAGGCAGGUUUUCUUUCCAGCUCAAUGAAAAUGUUUGAUACAUUCUGCACCUCAUGAGCUGAGACUUCAUGUGUGUGAGGACCUGUGAGGACCCCUGGUGUACGAACCAGGCAAAGUACUUUACACUGUUGUGAUCUCCCAGUUUUUCUUUUCUAAUGAUUUGUCAUAUACACAAGAGGGAGUGGAAUCAUGACUCUUUCCUGCACUUUGGUAUGUCAGCCUCUGAGCGCAAGCAAAGGUAGCACCAUCUGAAGACCCUGUACUUAGUUGGACUCUGCUUCUUUUCUGUCCUGGGAACCACCAAUAUGGCUUGAGAGGAGAAGGCAUCUGGCUUCAGAUCCUCCCCUGCCUUGUACCUUGCAGUCAUUGCCAGACAUGGAAGAGUGACAACUGGGUUGGCAGAAGGAAUUGGAUUUGCUCCUGUUUGCACAUGUUGGAAUGUCUGCAAGCAAGAAGGAAGCCUGAAAAUAGGUACUCCUGGGCCUCCUGUUCAGGACUUGAGUGCAAACUGCUUUUAGCUCUUGUGAGUGUCAGUGUCACAAUGUGCUGGCCAAAAACUCUGAAAUCAGUUUGAUGGCAUUGUGACAAGCAACAUGUGCUGUACCACUCAAUACAGUCACAAUAAAAUCUCUAUAUUAGU